Molecule: messenger RNA, 5062 nt
Organism: Cladocopium goreaui
Lineage: Eukaryota; Dinophyceae; Suessiales; Symbiodiniaceae
Source: the annotation of a GenBank genome assembly
AUGAAAAGGCCGAUGGAAGAUGAAUCUGACGAGUGGGCCCUUUUUGGUGAUGCCCCAGUGGCUCCUGUUGCCAGUGUUCCUACCUCUUGUGGAGUCGGUGGCGUUGCUGCGUCGGAGCAUCCCUACUUCAAGAAACGCAUCUUUGAGGAUGAGGCUCUGAAGGAUGCCCUGGAUGAAUAUGUUCCAACCGCCUGCGACCUUUUGAUGAUGGACCCUGAGGGCCGCCAUGCUUCAGCUCUGCUACUGGACGCCGCCCGGGCCUUUGAUGCUGGGCACCUGGAGCACUGCGCCGCUGCCGCGUCGAAAUGUGCUGCUGCUGCCUGGCAGCUGCUGCAGGGAACCCCCACCGAGGCGGUGUUACACGCGCACGCCUUGGCGCAUGCCAUGCUGGCAGCGAUUGAAACUGAUAAGCAAAAAGCUAUGCUUCAUGCAGACCUGUCACUGUCGCUGUGCCCAGAUCUUCCUAUUGCUGCUGUGCAUACGGUGAUGCAGACCUGCAACCAACGCUGUCAGAAUAUGGAGGUAACUUUGGAGGAUGGCUUGGCAUGGGAAGUCCCAAGGAGUCUGCCAGCAUCGGCGAAAACGCCAGAGGUGCGAAAGCCUAUCAGCCGUUUGGCGUGUUCAAAUCUCACUGUGAUGAGUUUCAGAGACAGCUUUCUGAAGCUCCAGCAGCCUGGCGUGAUCGAAGGUCACUUGGCAGCGGCUGGAUGGAGUGUUGAAAGGUGGAACGACCUGAGAUUCUGGGCCGGUCGUCAUGGGCACAGGACCGUGCCAAUUGAGAUGGGCUUUAGCGAAAAUGAUGAACAAAGUGUAGCACUCCAACACUCGGCUUCUGAAGGAAGUAUGAGGCUCAAGGACUUCGUAAUGAGAUUCCUAUUGCCCUCCAACACUGUUCUUAAGAACGGAGGCCAAGGGGCUUCACAUGAAGCCAUUGAUGAGUGGUCUGCUUCGGAGGUAGCCUACAUGGCGCAACAUCAGUUGCUUCUGCAAAUUCCAGAGCUGCGGAGCGAUAUUCUUAUUCCCCACUAUUGUGCUCUAGGAGAGCUCCAAACUCUGAAUGUUUGGAUGGGGACUGCUGGAACGGUCACCGCUUUGCAUUACGACUUGGAUGACAACUUUCUUGUGCAAGUGGCGGGCUACAAGUACUUGCGCCUGUAUAGCCCAGAAGAGGGAGAGCGGCUCUACGCAAAAGACGCCCCGCGAGAUCGGCAGAAAAAACAUGGUGCUUCCUAUUCACCGGUUCGAGUGGAACAUCCUGACCUGGAGGUUCACCCUGCCUUUGCAAAUGCUGUCUUUGUGGAGACCAUUUUGGGACCAGGCGACAUGCUCUUCAUUCCAAAACGAUGGUGGCACUACGUGCGAUCGCUCACCACAUCGAUUUCAGUGAAUUUUUGGUCGGCCCUGAAACUGGCCACGAAGGCAUUGUCGACGCUGGGGCGUCAAAGUCAAUGGCAGAGAGUAUCGAGGGAACUGCUGCAGCUGCAAUCUCAAGCUAUUCCAUUGGACACCUUUGUCUGCAAUGCUGCAAUCAUUGCUUUUGGCAAAGGUUUGCAGUGGGAGAGAGCUUUGAACAUGUUGGAUGACAUGCAGCAGCAGGACAUCCUUCCGAACGUGGUGAGUUUCAGCGCUACGCUGGGUGCCUGUGCGAAAAGCACCCAGUGGUCCUCUGCUUGGGCGCUCCUGGGUUGCAUGUCCCGCUGUCAGCUGGUCGCAGACGUGCGCAGCUAUUCCGAUGUCAUCCGUGCAAGUGCCAAAAGCAGCGAGUGGGCCCUGGCAACAAGGCUAUUAGGAGAAAUGGAGAAGGAGGCGUGUUUGCCAGACCUCAUCACCUUCAGCGCGGCAAUCUGCGAAGAUACUCCAUGGCCUCAGGCUCUUGGAGUUUUGCACCGUAUGGGGCAGCUCUCAGUUCAACCAAAUGCUGUGACGUUUAGUAGCCUCACCACAGCAAUGCUGAGUGCACGCGAGUGGCAAAUGGCGCGGGAGCUCUUUUCAUGCCUGAAAGAUCAUUCUGAAGAUGCUGCGCUGGAUGUUGUUGCAUACAGUGCAGCCAUCAGUGCCAGUGCAUUGGGAGCUCAAUGGGAAGAUGCCAUAGCCCUGUGCGCAGACCUGCGGACAGGGCGCCUGUCGCCAGAUGUGAUUUGCUACAAUGCAAUCAUCCAGGCGUGUGGGGAGGGCCAGCAGUGGCGUUUGGCCAUCCAAGCUUUGGCGAAUUUGCAGCUGGCUGGGCUGAAGCCCAGCCAGAUAAGCUUUAACACUGCAAUCUCCUCCUGUAGCCGCUGUGGCGAGUGGCCAGCCGCGUUGGCGAUUUUCCAGGGUGCCCAACAUCAGAUUGCUGCGGAUGUGCUGGCGUUGAAUGGGAUCUUGAGUGCUUUUGAGAAGCAUGGCUUGUGGACCAUGGGGCUGGAUUUACUGGAGCAGAUCGGAGGGCAUCUGGUGCCCGACGUGUUCACCUACAACACUCUCAUCAGUGCAUGUGGGAGAAGUGACGAUUGGCAGCAGGCCUUAGAAAUGCUCAGCUGGAUGGAGAGGGGCCAGGUGCAGGCCGAUGAGAUCACCUUCAGCUCGGCCAUCAGCGCCUGUGGUCGCGGUCUGCAGUGGCUGCAGUCGCUGAUGCUGCUGCAGCACAUGCAGCAGGAACUGUCAACCAGCCUCACUGCCUUUGGUGCAGCCAUCACUGCGUGUGAAGAACUCGGGCUUUGGCGCCAAUGCCUGCAGUUGUUGGCUGCUGCACGGGCAGCAGAUGCAGUGAAUAUCGUGGUGCUCAAUGCUGCCAUCAGCACGUGCGGGAAAGGUCGACAGUGGCAGAGAGCCAUGCGCCUUUUGAUGGACGCAGAGGUGGCCAAUGUCAUCGGAUAUAAUUCAGUACUUGCAGCUGGGCAGCUGCAGAUGGAAUGGAGGAUUGUGCUGGAUCUUCUGCAACAGAUGCUUCAGCGAGAUCUUUCGCCAGAUGCCAUCAGCUUUGGCGCUGGCAUCAGCGCUUGCACCCUAGGCACCGAGAAAAAACAUCAACACACUGGCAGUUCAUCACAGCGUUGCAUGUGCGACCGCCACGGCAGUCGGACCACAGUGACCUCCAGGUGGCGCGGCAACGCUUGCGCAAUCCUUCCUUGGUCAACUGCAGCUCCAAGUGGACUCAACCAUCAGCCAUCGCCUGCCAUGGACCCACCACCACAACCUCCACCACCUCCACCCCCAGGCAAAGAGGCGCCAGAUGGCAUGCCAUAUGGAGGGGCGCCUGGGGGUUUUGAUGGCCCACCUGGCUAUGGAGGCAAUGGUGGCUACUACCCUCCACCGGAAGGGUAUGGCUAUCCACCCCCUGGAGGCUAUCCAGCUGGUUAUCCGCCUGCGAACUAUCCACCAGGAUAUGGGGGCUACGGCUAUGAUGGAAAAGGAGCCCCACCUCCACCACCGCAUGCAGGGCAAGGUGCACCCAACUAUGGCCCUGGAUUUCAUGACAUGUAUGGUGGUGGCUACCCGCCUCCAAGUUACGGUGGAAGUUACGGUAGCUUUGAUGGCAAGGGCCACGAGCGGCGCGACGUCCGGGACGAGCGCGACGGAAGGGGCAGCUACGACGGCAAGGGCCGACGGGAGCGGAGUCGAGAUUUUGACCGAAGGGAUGGAAGAAGGGAUGACAGAGAAGACGAUCGAAGGAGGGACUAUGACAGAGGUGGUAGAAGAGAAGGAAAGGGUGGAUUUGAAGGCUUUGGCCGGGGGGUUCCGUUGCCGGAGCCUGUGGAACUGCAGCUGAAGGGGUUGCCAAUGGACGCAUCCGAGCCCGCACUUCGCAGCCUCUUCAAUUCGAAGGGCCUUCAGUUCGACUCUGUCCAAUUCACCAUGAGCGCCAUUGUGAAAGUCUCGGGACAUGCAUUGGCAGACCAGGUUAUCAGCACCUUCCACAAUCUCCCGGUUGCGGGAAGGCCCAUCGAGUGUUUCCGACUGGAGGAAGCUUCCCGCAGCCGACCGCGGAGCAGGAGAAGGGAACGGAGCCACAGCCCACCGCGACGUGAGCGUUCGCCGCCUCCGCGUGAGCGCCGCGAGCGCAGCCAGCGCAGCCGGACACCGCCUCGAGGUGGAGGCCGGGAGAGAAGCCGCAGUCGUCGGCGAAAUGACUGGGGAGACAAAGGAGGUGGAAGGGGUGGUGGAGGUGGAUUCCGCGAUGAUGGUGGCCGCUCCAGAGGAGCCAUCCUGAAGUAUGAUGAAGAAAAGGGUUUUGGCUUCAUCAAGCCUGACCGUGGAAGUGAGGCAGGUGACAUCUUCGUCCACUUCUCGAGCUUGCCCCGGGACUACCAGCGAGGUGGUAACAGCGUGCUACAGCCAGGGGACAGGGUCACUUAUGAUCAUGAAAUUGACCAAAAGAAGGGUAAGCCCUGUGCGAAGAAUGUGCAGAUGGAAGGUGGUGCUGGAGGUGGUGGAGCAAGCUAUGGACAACGUGGUGGUUGGGGUGGUGGUAGCGGUGGCGGUGGUGGCGGACGUUCACAGGGAAGUGUCAGCAAUUGGGACGGAGAGAAGGGCUUCGGAUUUAUCGCUCCUGAUGGUGGCGACAAAGAUUUGUUUGUUCACUUCUCAUCGCUGCCUCGCAGCUACCAGCGCGGAGGCGACUGCACCCUGCAGGCUGGAGAUCGCGUGAGCUUUGACAUCGAGUUCGAUGAUCGAAAGGGCAAGAACUGCGCCAAGAAUGUGCAGGUGCAAGGAGGUGGAGGAGGUGGAGGUGGAGGAGGUGGAGGCGGUGGAUUUCCGAAAGGUGACAAAGGUAGUAAAGGUGGUGGCAAAGGUGGUGGGGCCGGCGAAGGAAGCAGGAGCAUCAUGUCAGCAGAAAGACGCAAGCAGCUCUUCGACGGUCCAAGCGAGUCCCCUUCGCCCCCACGGAGACAGCAACGGUUUGCCAGUCGUGGGAGCAGCAGGGGCUCACGGUCACCACCACCCAGAAGGCCGCCAUCAGGCUUCAGCAACGCCGAGCCUGGCAACUCUACAGGCUUUGGAGAAGGCAGACCUCCAAGUGAUGGUGGGCCAGCAAAUGCAGACGGUUCAUAUGGAAGGUAAGACAGACAUUAGAACAAUCCUC